Messenger RNA from Arabidopsis lyrata subsp. lyrata, 633 nucleotides. RefSeq lists its product as uncharacterized. NCBI's taxonomy places the organism in Eukaryota, Viridiplantae, Streptophyta, Magnoliopsida, Brassicales, Brassicaceae. The record is from RefSeq and is a predicted model, not a curated record.
GGAAAUGGGCCGGCCUUGCAAUCAUAACCUCACAUUUUUUCUUUAAAACAAAAUUUUGUUAUUAUAUUAUGCAUAAUUAACAAGUUGAAGCCAAUGGAUAAUGGCGGUGGCCAUCUUCUUACCAAUGUCCAUAAAAUGAAACAACAAACAAAAAACGAAGAAGACGAAAUUAGGUUUAACUAACCUGAAAUCGGAGCCAGACACGUGGACGGUGAGAUGCUAACGCCUUUGAAGAGGCGAGCCGUCGCGUCUAUUGCAAGGCAGAUUUUUCAUUCACCGCCAAUAGAGAGUUCUUUUCCACGUGGCAACACGUGGCAUCUUCUUCUUUUUUCCCGGGCUCCUCCAAUCUCAUCAUAUUAAAAUGUUUUGUCUCUGCGAACAUACUAUCAAAGUUCCAAAAUAUUCGGAGGAUUCUUUUUUCUUCUUUUUCUUUUGUUCUUUUUAUUAUUAACCAGAUCUACGUAGUACGUACCAAUGUGCCUACCACUUUCCAAGAUUUGUUUUAAAAAAAAGACAGAUAUUUUGGCUAGUUUAAAAUGUGUACAAUGGUCAAUCUAAAACCGUAAGGAUCCUCAAAUCCUAAUAUUUCAUGAUAUAAUUUCCAAUCAAUAACCACCACGAAUUAGUUGAAGA